AUGUCCAGUGCCCUUCAAACAAACAAGUCGCUGUUUGUCGUCGUCGUCGCCAGUGCCCAGCCAGUAACCUGUGGCAACGGCCAUUAUCCUUUAAAGAACACACGCGGAACGGUGCCGGCACGUUCGGCACAAAUCUGCAGCCUGCGUCGUCUUCCGGUGGCCACCGGUGUCGAGCGUCACGCCACCAUUAUGCGCAACCGGCUGCUGCGGGCACCGGAACACGAGAUGAUUAAUAUUGUGGCAGCACGGCCCACUACCACCACCAAACCGAGCGGCAGCAUACUUAUCACUGUCGGUGCGCAACAGUCCGGGCAAACGUAA
This is a messenger RNA of Anopheles cruzii, 321 nucleotides long. RefSeq lists its product as uncharacterized. The transcript has 3 exons. The record is from RefSeq and is a predicted model, not a curated record. Bases 1 to 321 code for a protein of 106 amino acids. Lineage: Eukaryota; Metazoa; Arthropoda; Insecta; Diptera; Culicidae.